AUGGAAUACAUGCGCAAAAUCGGCUGUCAAACGAAGAGCUGGAACACUACACGAAAGAAGUUGUUGCUCGGGUGGGUAUUUUUGCUUGAAUUUUUUUUCCUGUAAGGAAAAAAUGGUUGAAUUAAGAAAUUUUUUAUAAAGUAAUAUCACAAGUGGAUGUAUAUUAUUCCGAGAAACGUUGUUGGUACAAUAUUUUCAAAGCUACCGGUCCAUAAAGACACCAUGUUCAAGGCGCUAGAUAGUUGAAUUGUAUAACCUGUUUAAGACUCAAGACCCGGAUAUUACACCCUGUUCAGCGCCACGUACCCUUCUAGGCCAAAUAAGGGACUGCGCCCCUAAGGGGGAGAUGAAAUCCUCAUUCUAUUCCAAAUCAACGUUGAUCACCAUUGGCAGACUGAUAUAUGUCUAAUACAUUUAAAUUUCACCAUCAUAGUAGGAGUAAAACCUUACCUUUUCUUUAGUCAAAGUCUGGAAGUCUCAGCCAAAAUGCAAUAACUAUGACGUUGCAAACUGAUGACACCAAAAGCAUAUGCUCUGUGUCAACUCCCUCUUAGUCUGUGUACAGACGUCCCCCCUCUCUCAGAAAAAAAAAAUUGAUUUUUUUUUCUGAGGGAGGGGGGACGUCUGUACACAGGCUACUCGCUCUUAACUAGUCAACUUUCUAUGGGAUGUACACUUUUUAAAUUGUCAGCUUGGAGAUGUCUCCUAAAGGUGUCCAUCUCAAAGACAGUUGAAAUAUAUCAUAUUAAGUUCUUGAUGUGUUUUACUCAAGGUUGGACCCACAUGGGGUAGAAAAAUUGUGAAAGGAUAUAUGGCCAGUUGUGGUAUAACAGCUGGUGACAAGCGCAUUGGAAAAGCUUUUUUUUUCAAUUGUCUCUCCUCUGUACCAAGUCCAGAGAAAUACCAACACUGCCAGGCAAACCAAUCCCUAUCCUUACCAUGCUGACUAUUUUGGUCACAAAUUGCACAUGGACCAAAAUGAAAAACUGGCAAUGUAUGGAUUAACUGAAGUCAGUGCAUGUGAUGGCUAUAGCGGAAAGAUUGUGGCUUUUGCAACAAUGCCAGUGAAGAACAAUGCUUUGAUCUAUGAGAAUGUUUACAGGUACAGUAUUGGACAAUCCUUUAAAAAUUGCUAUUAUUACUGUAGGUGAUAAUAAUAUUAUAAUUAUUGCAGCAGUGUUGCCACCUUAACAACAAGCACUUCCAGAUAAGAAGUACCAGCAAGAGUAUAAUAGAAAAAUAAGAGAAGCAGCCAAGUAACAGUGAUGAAUAUAUCACGAAAACAAGCAUAGAUCAUGUUAAAAUUUAAUUUACAUUUAUUUACUCACCUUUGUAUGUGUUAUUGAUGUUUAAAUAUUACAUCUUAUAUUUGCUUUUCUCUUUGAAGAACUGUGGUCAUUCAGCAUGGCAUUUGGGAUCAACUUAAUCUCGUACCCAGAUCUCACUCUGUUUUACACUACUUGGUCGUGGGAGAUCUGGGUACGAGAUUAGGAUCAACUCAGAGUACACCAUGGAACAGAGUUCUAUCUCUCUUUGUAUGUACAAGAAAAAAAGUCUCUAUAUAGGACCAAUAUAAACAGGGCACCAUUUAUACAAACAACUUCGAAGCAGGUGUUUGUUUAGUGAACAUGUUACCAUUAUUAUUAUUAUCAUAAUUAUUAUGAUAACUAUUAAUCAUUAUUUUUAUUAUUAUCAUUUAAUAUUAUUUUUCUUAUUUCAAGAAUCAUCCUGCUGGGUAGAGUUUAACUCCCGUGUCAACUACCCUAUUAAACAAGCUCCAAAUGCUAUGGUGAAUGAAGACCUAAUAAAUAUGGAUGGUGACAUGAACAAGUUCGGUGUAUCAUGGUAUACGUCCAGGGUAGCAGACAUUGAAACCAAACAAGUUAUUUCCAGCUGGAACAACCAUGCCAUUACCAUUCUGGGGAUCCAUCACCAUUCUGGGUCAUUUCUGCAUGGAUAA
Messenger RNA from Porites lobata, 1960 nucleotides. The record is from the annotation of a GenBank genome assembly. NCBI's taxonomy places the organism in Eukaryota, Metazoa, Cnidaria, Anthozoa, Scleractinia, Poritidae.